Messenger RNA from Carlito syrichta (Philippine tarsier), 864 nucleotides. RefSeq names its product fibronectin type III and SPRY domain containing 1 (gene FSD1). The record is from RefSeq and is a predicted model, not a curated record. Gene Ontology annotation, molecular function: protein binding. The transcript is spliced from 8 exons. NCBI's taxonomy places the organism in Eukaryota, Metazoa, Chordata, Mammalia, Primates, Tarsiidae. Bases 136 to 804 code for a protein of 222 amino acids.
CAGAACCAGCUGGCUGCCUGCACGCGGGCCCUGGAGAGCUCUGAGGAGCUUCUGGAAACAGCCAACCAGACCCUGCAGGCCACGGACAGCGAGGACUUUCCUCAGGCUGCCAAGCAAAUCAAAGACGGCGUGACCAUGGCCCCAGCCUUCCGGCUGUCGUUGAAAGCCAAGGUCAGCGACAACAUGAGUCACCUCAUGGUGGACUUUGCACAGGAGCGGCAGAUGCUACAGGCGCUCAAGUUCCUGCCGGUGCCCGGCGCCCCCGUGAUCGACCUGGCCGAGUCCCGGGUGGCGGACAACUGCGUGGCCCUGGUGUGGCGCAUGCCGGACGAGGACCGCAAGAUCGACCACUACGUGCUGGAGUACCGGCGGACCAACUUCGAGGGCCCGCCCCGCCUCAAGGAGGACCAGCCCUGGAUGGUCAUCGAGGGCAUUCGGCAGACCGAGUACACGCUGACCGGUCUCAAGUUUGACAUGAAAUACAUGAACUUCCGGGUGAGGGCUUGUAACAAGGCAGUGGCGGGCGAGUUCUCCGAGCCGGUGACCCUGGAGACACCAGCGUUCAUGUUCCGCCUGGACGCGUCCACAUCCCACCAGAACCUGCGGGUGGACGAUCUCUCCGUGGAGUGGGACGCCAUGGGCGGGAAGGUGCAGGAUAUCAAGGCCCGCGAGAAAGAUGGCAAGGGACGGACGGCGUCUCCCGUCAACUCCCCAGCCAGAGGUAUCCCAUCGCCCAAGCGGAUGCCCUCAGGCCGUGGGGGCCGCGACCGCUUCACCGCUGAGUCUUACACGGUGUUGGGAUGACCGGCCGACUCGAGGAGGACACUGCUUGGACAAAGGUGGGACGCGUCACACUGGACUGUC